AUGGUUCUUCACCUUUGUCACAUUCCAAUGGCAGAACAAUACCUCUCUCUACUUUCUCACGCAAUUCCUUUGUCAAUGUUGAGAAGGGUGAUCCAGUGGCAUUCCGGUCAUAUUGGGAGAAGGUGAGAGAUGAAUGUACGGUAGAGAUCAAAGGUGACGAAUGGAUGAGUUACCUUGGUGAUACAAACAACUUAUGUUGGUAUAUGGUGCCACAAAUGAGGGAUGCAAUUUUGAGGCUCCACAAUGUGGUCGGUAAUGCUGUCACAAAAGAUAAGUUCUUAGUAUUAGGGACAGGUUCUUCUCAACUCUACCAAGCUCUUCUAUAUGCACUAUCUCCUUCAGAAUCCUCUCAUCGUCCCAUCAAUGUUGUUGCUGCUGCUCCUUAUUAUUCGGAAUACAAAGACGCAACUGAUAUCUUGCAAUCAAGGUUAUUUCAAUGGACUGGUGAUGCUGCUCUGUAUGAUAAAGAUGAACCUUACAUAGAGGUUGUGACCUCCCCAAACAACCCUGAUGGGACUCUUCGUGUACCGGUAGUGAACUCUCGAGUUGAAGGGAAAAUCAUUUAUGACUUGGCCUAUUACUGGCCGCAAUACACUCCCAUUACUGAUCAGCUUGACCAUGAUGUUAUGGUCUUCACAUUCUCCAAAUGCACCGGUCUUGCUGGUGGGCAUUUGUAA
Messenger RNA from Trifolium pratense (red clover), 677 nucleotides. RefSeq names its product tryptophan aminotransferase-related protein 2-like. The record is from RefSeq and is a predicted model, not a curated record. The transcript has 4 exons. Gene Ontology annotation, biological process: amino acid metabolic process. The coding region runs from base 165 to 677 and encodes 170 amino acids. Lineage: Eukaryota; Viridiplantae; Streptophyta; Magnoliopsida; Fabales; Fabaceae. Gene Ontology annotation, molecular function: transaminase activity; carbon-sulfur lyase activity.